AUGAAGCUGCCGUCCGUCAACUGCCGUCGUUGCGUCGCCGUAUCGCAGUCCAGUCCGCUCGGUGCUGCCGGGUACAACUGGACUGUGACGUUUCAGGCAUUCGAUCCAGUGUCGGCGUCGUUCGCGUGGCCGGUCGUUGGUAAUGUCGCGUCCCUCGCCAUUGUCAAUUCCUCGCUGACAUGCAGUGGGUUGGUGGCGACGGUCACGACGCUGCAGAAUGGGUCCGCGCCGAUGCGUGGUAGCUUCGUGCUUGCGUACCGUGCGCAGCCGUCGGUUGCGCUGGCCUGGAAUGCGACGCCCGACGACGUUCUCGCAGCUGUUCAGAACAUCAAGAGCAUCCCCCACUUCGGCGUCGGGUUCGCCGUCUCGCGCUCCGACUUGACCGCGUCGGGCGGUGCCCAGUGGCGCAUCACGUUUCCGUACGACUUGCCGCACCCGGACGAAGUCUUUGUCGUUUCGUCGCGCCUCCGUGGAAGCAAUGCACAAGUGGUCGUGACCACCGUGACGCCGCAGACCGUGCCCAUGGCCGGUAGCUUUACCCUCUCGCACCACGGGCAAGCGACGGCGGCGAUCUCGUUCAACGCGAAUGCGAGUAUUGUGGCCUCUGCACUCUCCGCACUACCAGGGCUGCCAUCGGUGGACGUGACGACAGUCCAUGUGUCAGCAAUGAAUCGAUACGUCUGGCGCGUCACGUUUGCAUCGUUGGUGAAUUCGGGAAACCUCCCGCUGCUACUGACGCCAUCGGUUGCGAUCGGCGGCACGUCGCCCAGUGCCACCGUGGCCAAGCGACAAGCUGGCACGCACAACCAGAUACAAGUGAUCACGAUAAGCGCGGUGACGCUUUCGCCCAACGGUACGUUCACGCUGGCCAGCGCUGGGUUUACGUCGCCAAUCGUGCUCUCCAUGACGAGCUCGGCCAGCGAGAUGACCGCUGCGCUCGUGGCGAUACCAUCGAUUUCGACAGUUCGCGUCGAGCGAGCAUUGGCCAUGGACGGACACCUUGGUGCGUCAUGGUACGUUUUGUUUCUGGAUUCAAGCCAAGACCGCUCGCCGCUCGUUGUGACGCCAAUGACGCUCACGCCCGUGGGUGGCUACACCGUCAGUGUCACGACGCGGUCGUCCAUGACGACGCCGGUCUCGGGGACCUUCACGAUUGCCUACGGACUCGGCUGCAUCGACGGUGCGACGUCGGAGUCGGCGUCGUGCGGGCCGCAGCAGACGCCGGCGCUUCCGUACAACGUCGAUGCCGUCACCAUGCAACAUGAAAUCUCGCUGCUUCCAGGCCUUGGCGCAGCCACGGUCACCCGUGUCGGCCCCGACUACCUCAACGGGUUCACAUGGUCGAUCUCGUUCCCGCAAGAGCUCGGUAGCAUUGCGCUGCUCAACGUUGCUUUGGGUGUGAACCUCGUCGGUACGAACGCCAUUGUUGCGGUCGCCGAGACACAGGCCGGCGUCUCGUACAACAACGCUAAAGUCCCGGUGACCGUGUCGUCCAACGGCCAAGAUUACUCGUCCCCGGCGGUUGUGUACCAAUACGUUCCGACCAUCGUCGUGUCGUCGCUGGCGCCGACGCACGGACCAGCCACCGGUGGCACGGAAGUCGUCGUGACCGGGUCGUUCUUCUUCAACUCGUCGGCGCUCUACUGCAGCUUUGGCUCGACGUCCGUCAAGGCGAAUACGUACUUCAACAACUCGAUGCUGGUGUGCAUCGCACCACCGCGAGGGAACAACGCCGCGACGGUGGCGGUCGAGAUCUCGCACAACGGUGUCGGUCUCGCCAGCACUUCGUCUGAGAGUAAGGUGCGCUUCACCUACGAUACGCCGGUGGUUGUUCAGACGGUGACACCGACGUCGGGACCAAUGACGGGCAACUUUUCAGUGCACAUCUCUGGUGGUCCAUUUUUGCCGACGUCCGAAGUCCGUUGUCGUUUUGGAGCACUCGUUGUGUUGGCUACGUAUAUGCACUCGGAUCGCCUUCGGUGCGUUGCCCCCAGCCUCCCGGCGGGGACGUAUGCUCUCGAGGUUUCUCUCAACAACCAAGACUACACAAUGACGCGCUGGCCUUUCUACUUCUACCCGAACCCGAUACUGUCGCGCAUCGUUCCCGUCUUUGGCCCGGCCACCGCGGCCGGCACCGCCAUCACGAUCUUCGGCACGGGGUUUGUCAACGUGUCGAGUUUGGUCUGUCGUCUCGGAAAGACGGUUGCACCGGCCACGUUCGUCUCGUCGACACAGCUGCGCUGCUUGGCACCGGCGCUCUCCGAUUUUAGCAGUGGUUUUCAACCGAUGCCGCUCUCAGAGCAACGCAACACAUACCCCGACCCGAGCACUGGCAGUCGCCUUCUUUUCCCGACGGCGUGGCACUUUCCACUCGUCAACGGACGUCUCGUUGCCGUCGAAGUGUCCAACAAUCAGCAAGACUACACAUACAGUGGUGUCAACUUUAUGUACUACGACGACGCAACCGUCGCGGCGGUGACGCCGACGCGGGCGUUUGCAACCGAUGCGAUCGCACUCUUUGUCCUUGGCGCGGCCUUUCUCAACACAACGGAGCUCCGGUGUCGCGUUGGACCGACGACCGUGCGCGGGGUCUUCUUGACACCGAACGUUACGCUGUGCAUCGUGACUUCGAGCCUACUGGAAACGACGCUCCCAAUGACGUCGACGACGUCUCCCAAUGAUCAGGUUCCGACGUUUUCGGAAGAUGGUCAGUAUCUCUUCGUGGAGGUGGCCAACAACGGCGUCGACUUCACAGCCAACCGCGUCGGGUUCGAGUAUCUCGGUCGUUGUCCGACGGGUGCUUACUGCCCCGCAACACUGCAAGGACGGCAAGUAACGUGCCCCCGCGGCACUUAUUGUCCAGGCGUCGGCAAUGCGAACUAUACUCUCUGCCCCCGGGGCACGUAUCAACCGCUUCUAGGGCAGUCGGACUGCGUUCGGUGCCCCAUUGGAUACCAUUGCCCUCACAUUGGGUUGCACGUGCCCCGCGUAUGCCCCGCUGGCUAUGUGUGCGAUGUCACGGGUAUUGAAGAAGCCGACCAGCCAUGCCCCGUUGGCCAUUUUUGUCUGGAAGGCACGGCAACGACCGCAACGACGUGUGGAAGCCCCGUCGCGUCGCGCAAGCUGGCCGGCACCUACACACAGGGCGAGCGCCCAUCGACGCUGCGCAAGGGCCGGCGUGCGACACCCCAAGAGCUUGUGCUCGGUGGUCGGAAUGCCGGGUGCUGGGACAACAGCACGGCCGACUUUGGUCUGCAGCUGAGCGCGAACCCGAGCCGGUUCUGGAUGGAGCUACACCAGUUGCCAUUGUCGUCCGACACGACGAGCUUUGUGCCCCUGCGCGGACGCUACUGUAUGGACGAUGCGUGCUUGAAGGUCCAGAGCCCACUCUCGGUGCAGGACACGGUGUUCGACUACGCGUCGACGGGGUUUGCUCUCCGACGUCCGGUGCCGUGUCCGAUGGGCACCUACUGCCAUGCUGGCACGGCGGGCAACGUCUCGACGAUGAAGAACUUUACCAUGCCUCAACCGUGCUUUGAGAGUAUGUACUGUCCGGAAGGAAGCGUUGCACCGGUGGGCCAAGGCGACUGCCCGACGGGCCACUACUGUCCGUUUGGCGUCAAGCUACCGUGUCCUGUUGGCACCUACUGCCCGAGCACGGGCAACUACGAGCCGCUUCCGUGCCCGCCCGGCACGUUUAACGGUAUGGUGGGCCAGUCGUCGUGCACGCCGUGCCCCGCGGGCUCCAUUUGUCCAGGGUUCAACCCUCGAGUCGCCCAACAUCCUUUGCCCACCCGGGUCUUUUGCCUCGAGGGUCUCUUGACCUCGGACCCAUUCCGAAACGACACGACGCUUCGACCCUACCCGUGCCGUCCCGGCACCUACUGUCUGGGCGGUGUCGUCGCCGAUACCGUCGUGACGGGCGAUUUCUCGUACGCUCAAAACUGCACCGCCGGUUUCUACUGCGAACUUGCGUCCGUGUCGCCAAAGGGCAUGGGCAUGUGCCCACCGGGCUUCAUGUGCCCCGAAGGCACGGCCGCGCCGAUUCCGACGCCGCUCGGCACAUACGCGCAGCGCAGCGGCACCGUGCAAGCCGCACAGUGUGCACCGGGGUACUAUGCACCGACGAUCGAGACGUCCGAGUGCUACCCGUGCCCGCCAGGUACGACGUGUCAAGACGACGGCAUGAGUGUGGCCGUCUUGUGUCCGCCCGGCACCUAUCGAAGUACGUUGGAGGUUGACGGGAUCGCCUGCGUGCCAUGUCCCCAAGGCACGUGGUCCAAGAACUGGGGUCUCCGCGACGUGACCGAGUGCAUGCUUUGCCCGCCAGGCACCGUCUGUGCCACGGACGGCAUGACAAAUCCGUGCAGCAACAGCGACCUGCCGCUGCCAUACGUGCCAACGAACGCUGGCGAGUCCAUGGAGCAGUGUCUCGGGAAGGGUCGCGCCUUCUUCUUUGGCGUCCUCCUCGAGCCUUGGAUUGACGCGCAUGGUGUUGGGCCGCACUUUUUACCCCACAUCUCGGGGCAGUGCUACUACAACCCGCAGCCGUAUGGGAGCCCCGUGUACCGUCGGUUCACCGAGUACUUUGGUCCGUUGUACGACAUCACGAAUGGUAUUCCGAGCCAAGGGUAUGGCGACAAUAGCCAGUCGCCGGGCCCGAGUUACUUUGACCGUGGCUCGCUCUACAUGGACCUCACGUACUCGACGGUAUUCGACUUGCAGCGGAAUUGCACGCGCGGUUUCUUCUUCAAGGACGCGUGGUUUCCCGGCACGUGCGAAGCCGACUUGAUUUGCUACUCGACCAAAAUCGCGCAGGCGCUCAUCUGCCCCGAGGGCUUCAUCUGCGACGAGGCGACCACCGAUGGCUCGUCGCUGAGCACGCCGUGUGCACCGGGGUACGUCUGCGCGUUUGGGUCGACGCCUGACACGUACCUCGAGUCGCCACAAGGUCAGUACAGCAUGCUCUGCCCGCGGGCGCACUUUUGCCUCGAAGGCACGGGCGAGGGCUUCAUGAAGCACGACCCGUGUCCGGCCAACUACUUUUGCCCCACCGGCACCGUUGACCCGUGGCACGGCCUCGUCGCCAACGACGCUUUGCGCCGGGGCCUUUCGUCGGCGCUGGCAAACCCGUUUACGACCGCGGACAGCAUCGAGUAUGUCAACGAAGGCGACGUCCGCGGCUUCUCGGCCCACGAUCUGCGCUGCCUCCUCGCCAUCGACCCCGAGCUGCAAGAGACGUUUCAGUUGGUCAAUAGCGUCGUGUACAACGUUGCCAUCGAGAACGACCUCGCGUGUGCGCGCGACCACAAGUGGCGCCACGUCGUCAACGCCAUCACGCGCGGCGAGUGCAACUGCACACACCAAGUCGUGCUGACACUCGACCUGCACAAGGUCUACAGCUGCACGCUGCCUUCCUGCGCCCUUAGCUCGCUGCGUCUUGUUCUCGGUGCGACGUCGGCGGGGGGCGUCACCUUUCCGUUCGCUCCGAGCGCCGUGUACGCGUCCUACACAGCGCUGGCCGCCGAUGCCACGGCAACGUACAAGGCCCAAACGCUGACAGCGAUGCGGGCGCCGAUCAGCGAUACGCUCUACGACACGUACAUGGCCGUGCAACGGAUUGCGUCCUGGGGUGCGUCGACACCGACGAUGUUCAAUGUCGAUGGCAGCGGAAACGUGCUUCGACCUGACUUUUGCGAGUGCCAGCGCCUUCUCAAGUGCCCGAACGGCACGACGUCGCCGAUCGCCUCGGACGACAUCUUUGACUGCGUCAAGACGGGAGUCAUUCUCGAGCGCAUCGACUUGAUUCCGCCGCGCCACCCGCGCCAGCUCAACGGUACCGACUAUAAUCCGUACGAAGUCGCGACCGUGACCAUCAACGCCACGGGCAUGGACCCCAACAUGACGUACAACGACCAUUACCGCUUCUCGGUCUACAAAAACUGCAAGCCGUGCCCGCCCAACUACAGCUGCAACUUGUACGCGAUCCCGCCGGCGUGCACGUACCCCGGCGGCCGCAACACGACAGGGAUCGCGCUCUACAAUGCGUGUUUGGCGUCCGCGUCCGCCGACGUCUGCGAUGCGAUCCCGUUCUUUUGCGAGACGCGGAGCAAGGUGAACGUGGACGGGACGCUUCAAAGCACCCCUGGGUGUUGCGCUUGCGAGCACGAAGAACUGCCGGUCUUUUUCCAAACCAACGCGCCCAUGCUCGGGUUUCCCGAUGACAAGCACGGAAUGGUGCAGUUUACGAUAACCGCGGUCGCCCAAGUCGACGUGACAAUCGUCGCAGAGCUCUUCCACGGGCUCUACUACCGCAGCUUUGCAGAGGCGUUUGCAACGGCGAAUAUCCACCUCAGCGUCUUUACACCGUCGCGGGCCUACUACACGCCGACGACGCCGACGUCCAAUGCGUUCUUACCGGUCCUGCAGUCGUCGGACUUUACGUCGCUCGCGCUGCCGCUGAAUCUGCCCAUGUCCCGCGUGCGGAUUCCCGGGUCGCUCAGCUUUCAAACGUCGCUCGAGACGUCGCUCUUCAUUGACCGGAUCGCGGAUGUGUUUGUGGGCGACCCGACGCUGCCGUCGGCGGUCGGCUUCACGCGCCUCACCGGGCAACAGGCGCUGCUCGGAACCGUCCCGAAUGGGUCGACGCAAGUGCUGCCGACCAACCUCUUUGGCAACAAGAUCGUGCCCGACCCGCUCAGCGACGUUGCGUACUCGUCGCGGUGGUGGCUCGACACGCAGCCUGGUGGUGUGGAGGCGAUUGCACUGCCGUACUUGCCGUACUUUAGUGCCUGUGCGGGCUACGACUCGCACAUGUCGUUGGCCAAGCUCCUAGAGACACACCCGGACUGCGUCGACGUCGACUACAACGUAACGCGUCCCGUCGACGAGCUGCUGUGGCGAAAGAAAACCGUGCCGCUCGCCGACACGUGCAAAGUGCUGACGUCGGGCAUCGAGCUCCAGUGCGUCUACGAAGAAGACCUCGAGGGUGGCACGGACCAGCCGCGCUGGUACGAAGCGGACCCUGGCACCAAGCUCUUCUGGCUCACGCGGUACCCGAUCGCUGCGUCCGACUUUGUCGGGAAUGCAUCGAGCUCGAACCCCAUCUACUGGGGCGAGACCGACGUCAUUAUGAACCUGCUUGGGACGUCGGAUCUCGUAGGCGUCGCCUUGGGCCCUAAGACGCAGGGAUACUCGAUGGUGAUGGCGCAAACCGUCGCGCUCCGCAUCAACUAUUACCAGAUCACGGAAGGGCAAAAGAUCCUUGUAAACGCCCAAAUUGACUUGACCGACCAGUGCGUCGUGUCGAAGGCGCCACAGGACGUGGCGAACGCGGCCGUCAACGGUAUUUACCCCUGUGUGACGAACGUCGUCACGGGCGGCUUGCUCUCCAAAGCCUACACGCUCCAAGUGAGCUUCCAAGCGCUGGGGUGGUACGAUCUCAUGAACCAGUUUCGGUUCUCGAUCCGCGUCUACCUCCUGCUCUUUACCGUCAUCGGUGUCGGCAUGGUCGUGCAAGGCCAUCUCGUCUAUUUGAUCAACCGCGUUUUUACCAAGAUGCGCCACCCACCGCCGUUCCGGCUUCGGGAAUUUCUCAAAGCCACGGCGCCACAGCCAGCGUUCGGAACGCUCCUUGCGGUUGUGCCCAUCAUGUUUGUGACCUGCGUCAUUUAUGGCUGGUGGAACGUCCUCAAGUCCAAUGCGCCAGUGUUCAACCCGAGCGCCUACUCGUUCGAAGGCGUCUCGGGCGAUUGGCUCUACAUUGCCGCAUUGGACGCGGCGCACAUCAAGGCGUUCAAAGCGGGUCGUGUCGGCGUCUCACUACUGGCCUUUGGCAUGUUCCUCCUCCUCCUCGGCAUGAAGUACAUGAUUCCAGACAACAUGGACCAGCAAAGCGAGGACAACUUGAUGAACCAGUCGUCGCUGCAAGAGCCCACCGACCCGUUCGAGCUCCCGAUCCCGAAAGACGACGAGAAACUGACCUCGUUUGAAGGCGAAAAAGAGAAGGGCGAGAGCACGUACUGGAACCCGCGGGCGUGGAAGCGGGCCAACUUGAUCCUUGCGUCGUGUGUGACGGUCCUUACCCAAGUGGCCAUCAUUGAAUUCUCGUAUUCGGCCACGUUUACGAACAAGCCGUUCCAAUACUGGACGCUCUACAAGCUGCUCGAGCACGUCUACGACGCGUACCUGGGUGAUGCGCUCGGGGACACGCUUCUGUGCUUACCCCACUCGAUCCUGAUCGGGCUCACGGAAUUGAUCAUCACGCUGGCAGCGCCCGAUUUCUAUGGCUUCCUCAUGGGUCUCAUUGCGAUGCAGUGCUUUAUGAUCAUGGAGCGGCUCUUCGUCAACCCGUGGAUCGAAGACAUCAAUCGGCUCAUGCCCAAGUGGAAGCUGCAGUUCCACCGCACGUUUCGCAAGAAGCGCCGGCGCACGCGCGAGCAAAAGGCCAAGGAGGAGGCCGAGUGGCGCACGCUGUGCCAAGAAAUUGACGAGGCCGGCGCCGGCGUCGAGGUCAUUUGCGGCGCGUUCAUCGACACGUCGCUCGGCGCCGCGUCCAUGUACCUCUCGCCGCUCGUCAUGGGGCUCAUCUACCUCUUCAGCGUCGAGACGCAGAUCGCAGCCUUGUACGGCAUCCUCGAGAGCGAUUUGAUGUACUACAUCAUCUUUGCGGUCGUGACGAUUCCGUUUGUGAGCGUCCUCGACGUCGUGCUCUGGAACACGCAGGAACUGGUGCAUGGCUGGAAAGCAUACGAGUACGCGACGUACCAGCGCCAUCGGUUCAGCGUCCGCAAGGAGCGCUGGAUUCUCAACUCGAAAUUUCGCGACAAGUCGCUCGAAGAAGGCUUGCAGGACGUCGACAUGCUCUGCUUCUCGUCGCAGUACUACUUCCUCAUUGUCAUCUACGCGUCCGGCCUCGUCUUCCUCGUCUUUGGCCUCUCGAUCUUCCUCCGGCAAAGCUACAACCCGCUCGGCGACGUCCUCAUGCCCGUCAUCUUUGUCCUCGUGUUUGCCUUUUGCACGGCCGUCACGCGCGUCUGCCUGUACCUCGGGCACAAGGCUAAGAUCUGGGUCCCGAAAGGGUUGCGCGGCUCGAUUGACGAUGAGAUUGCUGCGAAACUGGCUGUCGGCGCCGGUCGCCAAGAAGACAUGGAGAUGGAGCGCAUGGAGAUGGCGGCGCUCAACUCGGAGCGGUUCCGACACCGCUUCAUGGAGCGCAAUCGGCCGUGGAUUCUCCAGCACAUGGUCGAGCUCUUCACGCCUCGGACGCUGCAGAUGCCCGGCCCGCUCCAUGACGGCAAGCCCAACAUCGAGUACAUCCGCGACAUUUACAACGAGCUGCUCAAUAUGGGCGAGGGCAGGCGCUUGGCGGGCGACGACCCCAACAUCUCGUCCGACGACGAAGACGACCUCUUCAAGAUGCGGCAAAACUGGUCCAACGUCCCCGUCGACGGCGCCUCGAGAGACCUCGCGCUCUACUGGCUCGCGAAAGCUCGGAAACGCAUGGCGUUCGGGAAGCUCAUUGCUGGCAUUUUGCUCCAGCACAAGCAAGAGGCGUGUGCGCUGUGUCUCAAGUCCGUUGCCGGCGGCUACACGAUGACGGUCGACAUUGCGACGCCGGAUGGAAAGGAGCAAGACCGCGCUGGCCUCGACCGGCUCAUUCGCGGCUUUGAAGCCAAGUACGGGGAGCGCGAAGCUGACUCGGAUCUCUGGAAGGCCUACUUUCGGCAGCACGCAGUCUUCAUUACGCUCUGCAACGUCUGCGUCUCGGUGCUCGAGCAAAAGCGACUCGCGCGCAUCGUCGCGGUGCCGCCGCGGCAGACCCGCGCCGACGAUCUGAGCUCGGACGACGACGACGAAGACGGCAUCGACGUCGUCUUUGAACCAAUGGUUGUCUCGCGGACCUCGAGCGAAGGGCGGGUGAUGUCCAAGUGGCUCCAAGCCGCGCGGAAGCGGCUCGGCGGCGUCUUUCCCCGCGACUCGGCGCGGGCCGAAAUGGAAGCGUACGCGGAGAAGAUGCGCGCCAAGAAGGCCCGCAAGACCAAAAAGAAGCGCGUCGACUCGGACGACGAGGACCCGAGCGUGCACUGGAAGGUCUCGCUCACCGAAGCGUCGCGCGCGAUCCUUCUCAAGUGGACGUGGCAAGCGCGGGACAAGCAGUUUGCGGCCUUUCGCGCCAAAGCGUCGAGUCUCCGAUUGCAAAUCGAGGCGACGGCGCACAAGAUGCACGAGGUCGACGACUGGUUCUACUCGAAAGAGCUGCGGCUCGAAGGCGCGUCGCUCGAGGCAGCGGGCAAGCAGCUCCUCGAGGACCAGCUCGCGCUCGAAGGCGACGCGCAAACCAAGAGCCGCACGGCCACGCAGGAGCUCGACGCCUAUGUGACGGAGAAGCGCGCGGCCAUGACCAAGGAGAUCGACACGUUCAACUUGAUGCUCGAGAAGGAACUCGCGAGCGCGAAGAGCAGCAGCGCCGCGAAAGAAGCCGAGCUCGCCGAGGCCAAGCGAGCCAAGGAAGUCGAGUUCCUCGAGCUGCAAAAGCAAGCCAAAAUCGACAACAACGGCAAAGUGCCGCCGAUGCUGCUCAACGAACACCGCGCGUACCUUGCCAAGAUGGACGACGACCGGUACAAAGCGCGCGACGACAUUGAGAGCGCGGCGGCCGAGAAGGCCAAGCAGAAGCAAGAUGCGUUCAACCGCAAGAUCGCGCUGAGCGAGCAAGGCAUUCUCAACCGCAGUGCGCUGCAUGCCCACCGCUUGCUUGCGAUCCGGAAGGAGAUGAUGACGGCGCUGCGGAUGCAAGAGAAAACGUGGCAGAACAAGGCCACGAGUUGGCUCGAAAAGGCCACGCGCAAAGUCGCUGUCAAGGAGCAAGAGGACGCCGCGAACGCGCUCGCAGCCAAGAAGCGCAAGAAGGCCUAA
Saprolegnia parasitica CBS 223.65 is the source of this 10917-nucleotide messenger RNA. RefSeq lists its product as hypothetical. The transcript is spliced from 9 exons. NCBI's taxonomy places the organism in Eukaryota, Oomycota, Saprolegniomycetes, Saprolegniales, Saprolegniaceae. The record is from RefSeq and is a predicted model, not a curated record. Bases 1 to 10917 code for a protein of 3638 amino acids.